UUUUUAAUCUCUUUUACUGCCUUUUAGACGUAUCACGUACUUGUACCUCGGCCUGAAGUCGCAUCGAAUGCGAGGGGCAGCCAGCAAUGGAGCUAAUGAUUGUGUAUAGAUUUUUGCGCAAGGUCUCGGACUGGACCAUGUCUGGGUUCUAUUCCGAGGUCUGCAUCACCGGAGGGGAGAAUGUGCCGCGGGACGGACCUGUGAUCAUUGCUGCGACUCAUCACAAUGAAAUCAUCGAUAUAGCGGCGCUAUCGGCGACGAUGCCGUAUCGUCGUAGGGUAUGCUACUGGGCAAAGUCAUCUCUCUUCAAGAACCCUAUAUCCGGCGCCAUGCUCACUUCCUCGGGAAGCAUCCCCGUUCACCGUAACCCUAACAGCUCCUCCUCGUCAAACAGCAACGGCUCGCAAGCAGACUUAUUUCGCCACACCUCCGCUGCUCUUGCAGCUGGAGAGGUGGUCGGCGUGUUCCCCGAGGGAACAUCGUACACCGAGCCCGGAAUCGUGCAAGUGAAGGACGGCGCAGCAUGGGCUGCGGUGGAAUACGCUAAAGCCGUGACUUUAUCCGGGAAGGAAGGCAAGGAGCUGGUGAUUGUCCCCGCGGCAGUAGUCUAUACGGAUAAGUCCAAGUAUCAGAGCAGAGUCUGUGUCAGAUAUGGCAAACCAAUAGCCCUCGGCAAAUACGCAGCAAGACUGGAUCCGGAGAGUGCUGAGAGCACGCGUGUUGUGGUAAAGGAGAUCACUGCUGCGAUUGAGUCACAGCUCAAGCGCUUGACUGUGAAUGCUCCUGACUGGGAAACAUUACGUGCGGCUCGUGCAGCAAUGGCGGUGUUCUGGAAGAACGAGGAUCGCAUCCCGCUUCACAGAUUCGUUGAUAUCUCUCAAAUGUUUGUCAAUGUUUUCUCGUCAAGAAGUGAAGAAAUGGAAAAACGGAAGGCCAUUGUGAAUAGACACCUUGCGCUUCUGCACUUCACCGGCACUUCUCAUUCUGCUCUGGAAGACCUUUACCCUUUCGUCAAUCACUACGAGGACUUUCCUAUGCGAUCCCUCCUUUGGCCGUCUCGUAUUCGCGCUACUGUGACACUCCUGUUGCAGCUGUGCACCACCGUAUUCCAUCCUCGUGCCCUUCUCUUCUUCCCAGUAUUCGUGGUUCACCUUCCAGGGUAUAUUACUGGCUCGUUUGCCGCAUGGAUGCUGACGAUACCGAACGAGGAAGAGACCAAGGCUCAGUUCAAGGCUAUAUUUGGCGGUCUGGGAUUCGCCUUGUCCUAUGGCCUGCUCACGCGAGCAUGCGUGAAGUUUGCCGUGAAGGUCACCGACCCAGUCCUUUCACCAAUUCGCAAAGAGGGUUUGGAUGAUUUCAUCAACAAGGUUUUACGGCUCUCGGCGCUGUGUGACUGCCUAGCUGGAAGGCAGGGGUCGUUGAAGAGUGCGCUCGGUACUUUUGCCAUGGCAGUUGGGAUGUGUUGGUCCCUUUGGAAAUGGCACAACGCCCUUGUGUAUGCGAACUACAGGCAAUGGAAGCGCUUUCUGACUGCUUAUAGGGUUUUCACGGGCCUCUUGCUCCCUCCGUCUUUCGAUCUACCAGCCGAUCAACUUCCAACAUAUUCAACUCUGCCGCUUCCCGCGGAGAAUCCGUAUAUCAAGCGAUACGCCGUUGAGGACCCACCCAGAAGCAGUGCUCUCGUUGGCGAGGCGGCUCUCGCAGUGACUCAAUUUUCUGUACGAAAUGCCGACAACGCGGGCCCUGGUGCACAAGGUCCAUUGAUUCACAAACGGCAACUCAUACGCCACCUGUUUUCCGCUCGUUACGAGGCCUGCCGUGCAUUUAUACAAUCUUCGGAUGGACAGACUCCGGGGUGAAGCCAAGCCAUCCGAUGUUCGUGGACUUUGAUGUGUUUAGUGUCUCGUACAUUUGGUACAUUUGUGAUCGCCUAAUAUGUUUACCUUGACGGCACUUUAUGUAGCAAUUACCCAAAUAUUUGGAAGCAUGGCAGGAGAG
Molecule: messenger RNA, 1998 nt
Organism: Suillus clintonianus
Lineage: Eukaryota; Fungi; Basidiomycota; Agaricomycetes; Boletales; Suillaceae
Exons: 9
Coding region: 87-1859 (590 amino acids)
Biological process (GO): phospholipid biosynthetic process
Cellular component (GO): endoplasmic reticulum membrane
Molecular function (GO): glycerol-3-phosphate O-acyltransferase activity; glycerone-phosphate O-acyltransferase activity
Source: RefSeq, a predicted model, not a curated record